AAAGCGUAUGUUUUCCUCAGCUCCCAAAAAAGAAAAGAAAAUCCUUCUCCUCCCUCCCCGGCAGUCGUUCCGCACUGAGUGUGAAUGAAAAACCCGACAAAGGAGAAGCCGCAAGGCGAAAACGUGUUCUGGUCUGCAGAAAACGAUACGUGUUUAUUUUCGAAACCGUUCUUCGUUUUCUUUGCUUCUGUUCUUUUGUUUCUUUGUUGGUGCUGCACUUCCGCAUCUUCCCCUACACACUGCUCUUUCCAUCCCUUCUUGUCUCCUCGCCUUCCUUCCUUCUGCUCUUCCUCCCUUUUUCCGCCAUAUCCACUUUGGGAGCACUCUUCAUUUCAUACUACCUCACUCACACCGCAAUACCCAAUCCUUAGCUUAGUCGUGCAUGGUUACCUACCCUUCGCGCCUGUGCACACACACACACACACACAUACGCAUCCCACAUUCACACAUCCGCAUGGGUUCAGGCUGCUGUUCGCAUUCCUGCUGUCGGAAGUGCCAUCAUCACUAUACCUGUCUCCACCGCUUUACAGCACCCUUGGAUGGUUCUUUCAUAGUUGUGCCAUAGCUUGUAAUAGCUCUGGUUACCAGACCAGAUCCCUCUAUUUUUCUUAUCUUUUCUUUCCUUUCUCUCUCUUUCCACCUGCUCUGGGAGAUGGUUACCUCUGGUUCAGGUCAUUGAUGGGGAACCAGGGGCCAGAGGGGAACUCCUCAUGAUAUCCUUACGAUGCUGAAUUACAGCCACCGCCCGCCACGAUAUGGCUACUGGAUGAAAUGAAAGAAAAGAGUCAUGCACAGCAUACAAGAAAAAAAAAGACUCCGUUUCUAACAUCUCUUUAUAUCUUUCCUCUGCUAUCUAACUGUCAUCCGUACGCCCGCUGUUGUU
This is a messenger RNA of Gamsiella multidivaricata, 883 nucleotides long. RefSeq lists its product as uncharacterized. The transcript has 3 exons. NCBI's taxonomy places the organism in Eukaryota, Fungi, Mortierellomycota, Mortierellomycetes, Mortierellales, Mortierellaceae. Bases 85 to 714 code for a protein of 209 amino acids. The record is from RefSeq and is a predicted model, not a curated record.